AUGAGUCUACGUCUGUCUUCGCUCGAUCCGAACGAGCCCCGGGCACUCAAAGCCUUUGCAGAUUGUCGAACAUGUAAUCGCCGACGGAUACGCUGCGAUCGUACCUUGCCCACAUGCAAGAAGUGUGCCCUCAAGGAAUUGACCUGCCCGGGAUACGGCUUGCGAAUUCAAUUCGGGCAGGGAGUGGCAAGUCGAGGCAAGCUGACGGGCAAAACGCUGCCCGUCCUCGAACCAGCACCCCCGCCGGCGGCUGUCUACAUCAAGGACAGCCCCAAAAGCCUGACUCCCGGAGAGUCCUCAGAUUCACGCGAUGAUGGCCUCGACACAUCGCUGCUGGGAGGGGGCGAGCAGCCAAUCGCCGUGCCACCCGCCCUACGCAACGCUUUCCAACCCAGCUUCGACGAGACCACUCUCCACAACCCCUUUGCGCUAAAUCUCGAUCCGUCGUCCUAUGCUCUGCCCCAGUAUCUGCAGGACAGGCCUGUCAGACAGCUCAUCCACUACUACGACCAUGUGGUGGCCACCGUCAUGCCCUGGGUCGACGGACCCGAGAACCCGUGGCGGACCCUGAUGCUUCCUCUUGCUAUGCAUUCGCCCUCGCUGCUUCUCGCGGUCCUCGCACUUGCGGCCGAGCAUUACAGCACCAGAUCCGGGUCGUCGUGGCCCGGGAUCGAGGGAUUCGUGUCCAGAGACUAUCGAGAUAAGAGCCUGGAGCUCCUGGCGAAGGAUCUGGGAAAAGAGGUGACGGAACAUGCGAGCGUUGCACGUCACGCUCGCGCCAGCGGCAUCUUGGCCACCAUCCUCGUUCUCUGCAAUCUGGAGAUGAUUCGGUGCGACUCGGCCACCUGGCGCGUCCAUUGGAAAGCGGCGAGGACGAUUACGCGGCGCUGGACAUCCCCUCACCUCGCAUCCACCGUCCUCGAUGAUACCUGUCGAUUUCUGGUCAAAGAAGCCUUCGUCUACGACGUCUUUGGCUCGUCCACCACAUUUGACGACGAUGACCAAAUCCCGGGGUCCGUCCUGGUGGAACAGGACGCCCACGUCUUUACGGAUUGGCUGCAGCUGGUCCAGGAAGUGACCUACGCCGAAAGACGUCGCCAUCGCGAGGCACCGCACAUCCAGGCCCAGCCCGACUUAGCCAACAUGCAGGCCCUGCAGAGGAGGUUCGACUACGCGCGAAAUCGGUCUCUGGAGUUCAGCAAGAGUCUGGACUUUGGCACCCCGGGAUUUCACAGCGACUUUGCAGUGCUGGUUGAUAUUUUUCACUACGCUGGACUGGCAUAUAGCUUCCAGGCACUCCUUGACCCUCAGGAAUUUGCUCCCGCCAUCGACACCUGCAUCAGCGGCGUCAUCACCAAGAUCGCCGAGAUCCAGAACAAGGAGGCGUACCAGCACGACCUAGUGUGGCCUCUGUUCGUCGUCGGAACCCAAAGCAGGCUGAACAAGAACACACAAGCGUUCGCCGAUGCUAAGCUCCUCGAGGUGAUGAAGUCGACCGGCUUCUCCAAUUGUUACCCAGCGCUCGAGUUUCUGCGGCGCUUUUGGAAGUGCGACCCCAGCAUCGCAGGAGACUGGAUGCAGUUCGCCCGACAGGAGUCAAGUCGCGGUCUGAGUUUCCUGGUGAUCUGA
Molecule: messenger RNA, 1629 nt
Organism: Fonsecaea erecta
Lineage: Eukaryota; Fungi; Ascomycota; Eurotiomycetes; Chaetothyriales; Herpotrichiellaceae
Exons: 2
Coding region: 1-1629 (542 amino acids)
Biological process (GO): positive regulation of transcription by RNA polymerase II
Cellular component (GO): nucleus
Molecular function (GO): zinc ion binding; transcription cis-regulatory region binding; DNA-binding transcription factor activity, RNA polymerase II-specific
Source: RefSeq, a predicted model, not a curated record